AUGUCUCGACGAAAACAAUUGAAACCGAAAGCUCUAAAGGAAGGUGAAUUGAAAGAAGAAGAGGAAGAAAGCGAUGAGGAAUGCCCAAUAAAAAUCAGAAAGCUUCUGGAAAACGAUGACAAAGCUGAUUCGGUGAAUGAAGAAGAAAACGGGGGAAAUGAAAAUGAAAACGAAAACGAGACGAAAAUCGAGUCGGAUCCGUCGAUCACAAUCGAUUGUCAACUGUGCGAGCUGCGUUUCGACUCGAUUGCUUCUUUGCAGAAGCAUACUCUCAAAUCACAUGUGGAAACGGGAAAUCGAGUGCUUCCUUCGACAAGCGAUGACAUUUCUCUUGAGUGUCAAGUUUGCUCAGCCAGGAUGCCGACAUUCGAAGCUUUCGCCGCCCAUAUGCGCUCUCAUCUCAGCGUUCCGAAUGGAGCGAAUGUCUCAAAUGAAAUCCCGAAAAAGUGCCACUUGUGCAAGACAAGGUUCACAACGGAAGAGAGACUCCAGCAACAUUUGAGAACUCAUUACGCCACGAAAAUCUCCCGACUUCGGUGUUCGCAAUGCCCACAAAUGAUAUUUCAAAAUGCCAUCGAUUUGGGCAUUCACUCAGCCGAAACGCAUCUCCGUGUCGUUCACCAAUGCGCGAUUUGUCACUCAACACAUGACACGAUUUUAGAUUUCAAGGAACACUUCCAAAUGCACAGUGAAGAGAGGGAAGUCCCCGCGUGCAAUGUGUGCGAUGUGGCGUUCAAUUCGGAGGAGAUUCUCACACUACACAUUCAGCUUACGCACAGAGAACCAACGAGGCCACCAAGCGGUUUCCCGUUACUACCACCAUUUCACUUUCCCAAUUUCGACUUCCAAAUGCCAAUCGAUCCAUCAUUGGAACCAAAAAGCUCACUUGAUUCAAAGGGUCGUCGACUUCACUGCUCGGUUUGUGAUGUUGAGUGUGAUGGGGAGGAGGCGCUUGAUGAGCAUCGACUCAUCGCUCAUUGCAAGGUUCUCCGCGGCGAUCGCUGUUCGAUGUGCAGUGCGGUGUUGAGUGUCCCAUCGGAGCUGGCCACUCAUUCCAGACUUCACGCGACGAAUGGGCAAAUCUCGUGCGCUGUUUGCAGGCAAACGAUGCGCAACGAUGGCCACCUACAAUUGCAUUCGCAUUUCCAUCUCGCAAUGACCACUCUACCCGUUUCAACGCAAAUUUUCGAGCCAACCGAAACCUUGACAAAUCCCGAGGAAAGAACGGCUCCAACUAGUUGUUUUGCGUGUCACGAGAAUUUCAUCGAAAAUGAGAAGCUCGAUGCGCAUCUGCUUAAACACGAUUCAGAAGCCAGAUGUCCAUAUUGCAUUAAAGAUAUAAAGCCGAGCAAUUUGUUAUCCCACAUAAAAGAACGGCAUGGCAAUGAAGAAGCGGAAACGGAAUGUGCCCGGUGCGGAAAGCAAUUUCAUUUCCGAAUCCAUUUAGAACAACACCAAAAUCAAGGGAAAUGUGUAGCGCCUAGUUCUGAUAACAUCGAUACGUGGAAUAUUUUUCCGAAGCCCAGCCUAAAUCCGAGAGACCCUUUGCCGCUCAACCAACCACCGCCGAAUAUGCUUCCUUUCAAUGAAACACCAAAAACUCAAAGGUGCCCAAUUUGUGGACUUUCUUUUAACACAUCUGUUAGACUGGAGGCACAUAUAAAGAAGCACAACUCGACAAGCCGUUCCAUUUGCCAAAUCUGCGCAAAAAGUUUUAACAGCAAAGAAGACUUGACUAAACAUAUGAAAGUCCACAAAGGGAACCUCGAAACGGCUGCAAGACUCGCAUCU
Messenger RNA from Mesorhabditis belari, 1791 nucleotides. Lineage: Eukaryota; Metazoa; Nematoda; Chromadorea; Rhabditida; Rhabditidae. The record is from the annotation of a GenBank genome assembly.